GGAACAAUAUGAACAAGAAGAAGAAGAAUACGAACAAGAAGAACAGUACGAACAAGAAGAAGAACAAUAUGGGCAAGAAGAAGAACAAUAUGACCAAGAGGAACAAGAGAAACAAGCAGAAAAUAUAAAUGAACAAACACAGUAUGGCUAUUCAAUACCACCACCACCACCGGUGAGUACAGGAGAUGAUGAUGGAUUAUCCAAUGUGAUCAUGGCAUGGUAUUAUGCAGGAUAUUAUACAGCGCUAUAUCAAAGUCGCCAUGGCAGCAGAAGUCAGUAAAGAAACGUCACUGUGGAACUUUCCUUAUUUCUUUUUGUUUGAGGAUAACCUCUUUCUUUUUUUUUAUUUUUAUUUUUUUAUUUUUUUCCUUUUUACAAAAAAAUAACAAACUCACACUAUGGAAAAUAAUAAAAGUCCCAAAGCACCUACACUUUGCACAGCAGGUUGUGGGUUCUAUGGUAAUGAACUAUUCAAUAACAUGUGCUCAAAGUGCUUUAAAGAAGCAACAGCCAAAAAUGAAGCAGUAACAAAAGAAGAAACAACAAUUAGAGAGCAGCAAUCUACACCUUCUACUACUACAGCAACAACCAGAAAGCAUCUCCGAACGCCUUCACCAGAACCGAGAGAUAUUGAAACAACAGUGCCACCUUCAAUACCUUCACCAUCUGACUCAAAGAAUGACAAUAAACCAGUUCAGACAAAUAAAGGAAGAUGCUUCAAAUGUCGAAUCAAGAUUCCAUUAGCCAAACAAGCAGCCAAUAAAUGUAGAUGUGAUUAUGUAUUUUGUGAUACACACAGGUAUCCUGAUAGACACGACUGCGAAAUUGAUUAUGCAAAAAUGGACAGAGAGCUUUUGGCAAAGAAUAAUCCAAGGCUUCAUGAAAGACCUAAAGGCGGAAGGUCUUUCCAACGUAUCGAUAGUUUAUAAUUAUCUCCUUUUUUUGCACAUCGUUUCUCUUUUUCCUUUAUUAUUAUUUUAUUUUAUUGUUGCAUUACAAAAUGUUUACACACAUAAAUAUAUACGCAUAUAAAGGGGGAAGGGGGAACCAGGGAGAGAGGAUAGUUUGUUUUUAUUAUUAUUAUUAUUCUUAUUUACACAAUGAAAGAACCAAAAAAAAAAGAAAAGAUUUAUUGGACAACAUAAACUAUACAAAUAAUA
Rhizopus microsporus ATCC 52813 is the source of this 1160-nucleotide messenger RNA. RefSeq lists its product as uncharacterized. The transcript has 4 exons. NCBI's taxonomy places the organism in Eukaryota, Fungi, Mucoromycota, Mucoromycetes, Mucorales, Rhizopodaceae. Gene Ontology annotation, molecular function: DNA binding; zinc ion binding. The record is from RefSeq and is a predicted model, not a curated record. Bases 399 to 929 code for a protein of 176 amino acids.